Cylas formicarius (sweet potato weevil) is the source of this 2181-nucleotide messenger RNA. RefSeq names its product splicing factor Cactin (gene cactin). The record is from RefSeq and is a predicted model, not a curated record. Gene Ontology annotation, molecular function: protein binding. The transcript has a single exon. NCBI's taxonomy places the organism in Eukaryota, Metazoa, Arthropoda, Insecta, Coleoptera, Brentidae. Gene Ontology annotation, biological process: mRNA cis splicing, via spliceosome. Gene Ontology annotation, cellular component: cytoplasm; spliceosomal complex. The coding region runs from base 86 to 2161 and encodes 691 amino acids.
AAAGAAAGAAGAAGAAGGAGCAGAUAACCUACAAUUAGCUAAGGAUAUUUAUCCAAAUUUUAUUAACAGUAUUUAAAAAGAUACAAUGCCCAGAUCUAAAUCUCGACACAGAGACAAGUCGGAAGCAAAAUUACACCGCAGAAGUAAGCACAGGGUAGUGAGCAGUUCGCCUGAAGAAUCGCGAUCUUCCAAACGUUCAGAAAAAUCAAGCAGAACGCGCUCAGAUUUAACUAAGCAAUCUAGAACGCACUCGAACGAAAGGUACAGCAGACGUAGCAAUCGCUCGAAACAAAGUAAGCGCAAGUAUGAUUCCGAUAGCGACAGUGAAUCAUCGACAAGUAGUUCUAGUAGUUCGUCCUCAGAUGAUUCAGUUAAGCUGCUAGAAAAGCUGAAGGAGGAGCGUAUUAAAACAGUAGAAGCUAAACGAAAACAGAAAGAACUUCUAAAAGCGACUGAAACACCCGAAGAAAAGCGUCUGAGGCGUCUGAAGAAAAAAGAGGAGAAAGAAAGGAAGCGGAAGGAAAGAAUGGGGUGGGAUAACGAGUAUCUUCAUUACACAAAUAGCGAUAAUCCGUUUGGUGACGGCAACUUGCUCUCUUCCUUCGUUUGGAAUAAAAAAUUGCAAAAGGAAGGAUUAACGCAUGCCACUCAUGAGGAGUUGGAAGCACGAAAUCGGUUUAAACAAGAAGAGAACAAACGCGAGCUGGAAAAAGUGAAAAAAAGACGACUGGAACGUGAAUUAGAACGCCAGAAAAGGGACGAAGAGAACCAAUUGCUGCAGAGAAGUAAAGAAGCGGCCCAGUUUGAAGAAUGGGAACGUCAAGAGGACCAGUUUCAUUUAGAACAAGCCCGGCUACGAUCUCAUAUCAGAAUACAAGAUGGAAGGGCAAAGCCUAUAGAUCUUCUAGCAAAGUAUAUAAGCGCAGAAGAGGAAGUAGAUGCUGUGGAAAUGCAUGAACCAUACACAUAUCUCAAUGGACUGCAGAUAAAUGAUUUGGAAGAUCUUCUCGAGGACAUUAAGGUAUACAAGGAACUAGAACGGGGCAGGAAUUUGGAUUACUGGAAUGAUAUAACUGUAAUUGUUGAAGAUGAGCUUCAAAAAUUGAGAAAGCUUCAGAAACAAAAUGAAUUUGAUAUGGGCGCUAAUCGUCGAGAGGGGAUCAACCAAGCUGUAGCUCAGGAUGUUACCGCUGUGUUUAAAGGUAAAACGGCGGCUCAGCUAGCAUCCUUACAAAAGCAGAUUGAAAGCAAAAUUAACGGCAAAGCUGAUGGUAUCGAUAUAGGUUAUUGGGAGUCAUUGCUAUCGCAGCUCAAAGCCCACAUGGCCAGAGCUCGAUUGCGCGACAGACAUCAGGAGAGUUUGAAAAGAAAAUUGGAGGUUUUAAAAGCCGAACAGGCAGUGAGUCUUCCUACGCAAGAAACAGAAGAGAAAGCUGGCAUUUCCCAGGAUUCCAGUGAUGAAAAAGAUAGUGAAGCUGAUGUUCAGGAAGAAGAAGUUGCUAAUGAUAUAUUAAAUGAGUGUUUCAAUGCAUAUCAAGGUGGCGGCUAUAGUCCUAAAUUGCUUACUCCUGAGCAAAUUGAGCCCGGAACCAUUGUUGUCAGUGAAGAAGAUGAUUUAAAGAGGUUAGAAUUUGCCAGACUGCAAGUUACAGAUAAAGGCAAGAAAGUGGAAAAUGUUAUAACCAAGGAAGAGUUGUUGUUGCAAAAAGAAGCCAGGAAAGGUAUGGGGGAGGACGAAGCGCAGUUCUCUGUUGAACAGGCUUUGGACAGCCAGGUUUAUCUGUGGUCCGAUAAGUACCGACCCAGAAAACCCAGAUACUUCAACAGAGUGCAUACAGGAUUCGAGUGGAACAAAUAUAAUCAGACUCAUUACGAUAUGGAUAACCCUCCCCCAAAAAUAGUGCAAGGUUACAAGUUUAAUAUAUUUUAUCCAGAUUUGAUAGAUAAGAACUGCACACCAGAGUAUUUUUUGACUCCAUGCCCGGAUAACAGAGAAUUUUCAAUAUUAAAAUUCCACGCCGGACCGCCGUACGAGGAUAUAGCUUUUAAGAUCGUGAAUCGGGAGUGGGAGUAUUCCUAUAAACGUGGAUUCAGAUGUCAGUUUCACAAUAAUAUUUUCCAGUUGUGGUUUCAUUUUAAGAGAUACAGAUAUAGGAGAUAGUUUUGUAUGUUUACAGUAUA